This is a messenger RNA of Schistocerca gregaria, 860 nucleotides long. RefSeq lists its product as uncharacterized. The coding region runs from base 1 to 822 and encodes 273 amino acids. Lineage: Eukaryota; Metazoa; Arthropoda; Insecta; Orthoptera; Acrididae. The transcript is spliced from 3 exons. The record is from RefSeq and is a predicted model, not a curated record.
AUGCUGCAGGUGUCGCUGAUCCUGUACCGGCUGCUGCGCGAGGGCCGGCUGCCGGGCGCGGACUCGCAGCACGUGCAGCGGCUGCUGGCGGCGCUCGAGUCGGACCCGGAGCAGGCGGCCGCCGAGGACCGCGACGAGUCGGUGUCGCCGGAGCGACUCUUCUCGGAGGCGCUGCGCAGCGCCGCCGUGCCGGGCGCGGUGGUGGAGGCGCGCGCCGUGCUCUCCCACGUGCUGCGCCAGCGCGCACACCUGCUGUACCGCGGCGUCCACUUCGAGCGCUACGCCACGCCCGUGGCGCGGCUCACCGCAGUGCUGCGCAACGUCUGGCUGCACCGCGACAAAUUCCCGCGCAGGGUCCAUCAAGCCCUCAAGGUGAUGACGGACUUCCUGCACAUCAAAAUCGCUGAGGGUGAGAUCGACCCAUACACCUUCGACUUCGCAGCCGUGUUCGACGUCGCAGUAUCGUCACAUGCCCCAGAGAUCGUGCAGCAGGCGAAGUCUGUUCUGCUGAACGCCAUCAAGAGGCGGCCGGCGCUCUUCAAGAAGCUGCUGGCGCUGCGCGUGCGCGACAGCGACAGCGAGCACCAGACGGCGCGCGCCGUGGUGACGGCGCUGUCGGCGCGCCGCCGCCAGCUGUCCAUGAAGAUCCGCACCGCGCUGUCGCUGCUCGCCAAGUUCCUGCAGGGCCAGCACAUCGACCAGAACGACACCUUCAUCCGCAACAUGCUCACCGACGACGACUACAACGAGGCGGCCGACUACGACCGCCACUACGUCACUCUGCCCGUGGCCAAGUUCAAGGCGAAGAACCGCCGCUUCUAGCGCCGCCGCCGCCGCUACCCCCACGACCUGUUUGUACA